AUGGCGUCCCUGCUGCAAGGAGUCCGGCUGCCCGCUGACCCAGACCUGCAGCUAAUGCAGGAAGGCAUGCAGAUGCGCAAGGUGAGGUCCAAAAACUGGAAGAAGCUACGAUACUUCAGACUUCAGGAUGAUGGCAUGACAGUCUGGCAUUCCCGGCAGAUCGGGUGGCGUGCCAAACCCAGCUUCUCGAUCUCUGAUGUGGAGACAGUGCGUGAGGGCCACGAGUCUGAGUUGCUGCGCAGCCUGGCAGAGGAGUUCCCUCUGGAGCAGGGCUUCACUGUCAUCUUCCACGGCCGCCGCUCCAACCUUGACCUGGUAGCCAACAGUGCCGAGGAGGCCCAAAUUUGGAUGCGAGGACUCCAGCUGCUGGUGGAUAUCGUCACCAGCAUGGACCAACAGGAGCGGCUGGACCAACCUGGAUGGUUGAGCGACUGGUUUCAACGUGGAGACAAAAACCAGGAUGGUCGGAUGAGUUUCCGAGAAGUCCAGCGGUUACUGCACCUGAUGAAUGUGGAAAUGGACCAAGAGUAUGCCUUCCAGCUUUUCCAAGCAGCAGACAAGUCUCAGUCUGGGACUCUGGAGGGAGAAGAAUUUGUAGAGUUCUAUAAGGCGUUGACUAAGCGGGCUGAGGUGGAAGAAUUGUUUGAAAAUUUCUCGGCUGAUGGGCAGAAGCUGACCCUGUUGGAAUUUGUGGAUUUCCUCCGAGAGGAGCAGAAAGAAGGAGACCGAGCUCCUGACCUUGCUCUGGAACUCAUCGACCGCCAUGAGCCAUCAGAUAGCGGCAAACGGCGGCACGUGCUGAGCAUGGAUGGCUUCCUUAGCUACCUCUGCUCCAAGGAUGGAGACAUCUUCAACCCAGCCUGCUACCCUAUCUACCAGGAUAUGACCCAACCCCUGAGCCACUACUACAUCAACUCCUCUCAUAAUACCUACCUAGUGGGGGACCAGCUUUGUGGCCAGAGCAGCCUCGAGGGAUAUAUACGGGCCCUGAAGCGGGGUUGCCGCUGUGUGGAGGUGGAUGUCUGGGAUGGACCUAGUGGGGAACCAAUUGUUUACCAUGGACAUACUCUGACCUCUCGUAUCCUGUUUCAAGAUGUUGUGGCCACAGUAGCUCAGUAUGCCUUUCAGACAUCAGACUACCCAGUUAUCUUGUCCCUGGAGAACCACUGCAGCUUGGAGCAACAGGAGAUCAUGGCACACCAUUUGACAGAGAUCCUGGGGGAACAGCUAUUGAGCACCACCUUGGAUGGGCUGCUGCCCACCCAGCUGCCCUCACCUGAGGAGCUUCAAAGGAAGAUUCUGCUGAAGGGAAAGAAGUCAAGGACACUUGAAGAGGAUCUUGAGGAAGAGGAGGAGGAGCCUGAGUUGGGGCUGGAGCUGGAAGCCCAGUCAGAACCUGAGCCUGAGCCCCAGGAGUUGAGCCCUCGGAGCAAAGACAAAAAGAAGAAAUCCAAGCCCAUGUUGUGUCCGUCUCUCUCUGCCUUAGUUGUCUACUUGAAGAGUGUCCCGUUCCAUAACUUCACUCAUUCAAGGGAGCACUAUCGCUUCUAUGAGACAUCAUCCUUCUCUGAAACCAAGGCCAAGAGCCUCAUCAAGGAGGCUGGUAAUGAGUUUGUGCAGCACAACACCUGGCAGCUAAGCCGAGUGUAUCCCAGUGGCCUGAGGACAGACUCUUCCAACUAUAACCCCCAGGAACUCUGGAAUGCAGGCUGCCAGAUGGUGGCUAUGAAUGUGCAGACUGCAGGGCUGGAGAUGGACGUCUGUGACGGGUUCUUCCGCCAGAAUGGUGGCUGUGGCUAUGUCUUGAAGCCAGACUUCCUACGUGACACCCAGAGUUCCUUCCACCCUGAGAGACCCAUCAGUCCUUUCAAGACCCAGACCCUCCUAAUCCAGGUGAUCAGUGGUCAGCAACUCCCCAAAGUGGACAACAUCAAGGAAGGGUCCAUUGUGGAUCCACUGGUGAAAGUGGAAAUCUUUGGCGUCCGCCCAGACACAGCCCGACAGGAGACCAGCUACGUGGAGAACAAUGGUUUUAAUCCAUACUGGGGGCAGACAUUAUGCUUCCGGGUCCUGGUGCCUGAACUUGCCCUGCUGCGUUUUGUGGUAGAGGAUUAUGAUUGGAAAUCCCGAAAUGACUUUGUUGGGCAGUACACCCUACCUUGGACCUGCAUGCAACAAGGUUACCGCCACAUACACCUGCUCUCCAGGGAUGGUACCAGCCUCCACCCAGCUUCCAUCUUUGUGCACAUCUCCAUCCAGGAAGAGCCAGAGGGGGCUGAAGCCUGA
Messenger RNA from Orycteropus afer afer, 2286 nucleotides. RefSeq names its product phospholipase C delta 4 (gene PLCD4). The record is from RefSeq and is a predicted model, not a curated record. The transcript has 15 exons. Gene Ontology annotation, molecular function: phosphatidylinositol-4,5-bisphosphate phospholipase C activity; calcium ion binding. Lineage: Eukaryota; Metazoa; Chordata; Mammalia; Tubulidentata; Orycteropodidae. Gene Ontology annotation, biological process: lipid metabolic process; intracellular signal transduction. Bases 1 to 2286 code for a protein of 761 amino acids.